UAAUGCAUUUCACCCGUCGCGCAGUUUCUCCAAGAGCUUCAUUUGUUUUUGAUCGCCACGUUGGAACCAUCAACUCAUCUUUGUCAAGACGUCCAAGAAUAUCAGAGUGUGUUGAGGAAGAAGAAGAAGACGGUGGUGGUUUUGAUCUUUUUGAAGAAAUGAGACAACCAAUUCAGGAGAAUAUUCCAAUGAUUAUUUUAGAAGAAGAAGAGGAUGAUAAUGAUAAUCUUGUGAUGUCGGUGGCGCGACCCGUCCGCGUUCACUUUGCGGUCGACGUCGAAAACUUGCACGCGCAUCAAUCGGUGUACGUUGUCGGAUCGAAUGAUGUGCUCGGAACUUGGGAAGCCACCCGGGCGAUGCCGCUCGUCCAAGAUCCUGAUAGAUUCAUGCGCUGGAAGGGUUCAAUUGUGACUGAUGUGCACCAGUUGAAAUUCCGAUAUUUCAUCGGAUACAAUUUAAUGUCGGACCAAGGAGAGAGACUUAUCGUUGACAAAUGGGAAGCUUUUCUACAUCCUCGCUCUACUCUUUGUCUUGCUGAAAGCCGAAACGACGAAUGCCGUGUUGAUCGUGUUGAUCUUUUUGGUUAUUACGCAGGAAGGAAGUGUGUUUCUGAUGGAUGGCUCCAGUACCCUGAUGAGAACCAAAUUCUGCUACGGCUUCAUGGUAAUGCGCUGAAAUUCUAUAAAACAGCAAAAGAGCGGAAGAAUUGUCGUGUUAAAAUGACUCCUUUGGAUGUUCGUUUCAAAGCGCCUCCAAGCGGACAUAUCAGCUUCAGCUACGGCGAAGAUGAGGAAGAUGAAGAAGAAGAUCAAAAUGUUCCAUCAAAUAAAUGUACACAUUCUGCUACUCAUGUCGCUGUUCUUUCUGAUCCUCGUCCAAAAUUCUACGACCAAGAAGAUACUGGUGUUACAUUUAACAACAAUAAGGAUUAUUUGGUGUUCCGAACACAUUGUUUGGCUGCUGAAUUUCUUGCAUUUUACAUUGAGAUAUUCUCGGAGGAAAGAAAACGAAUCGGAGCUUGCUAUGCUCUUCCAUCUUCCCUUCAGGAUGCGUCUGGUAUCAUUCAUUUGCCUUUCAUCAAUUCUUCUGGGCGGCCAAUUGGACAGGUUUCGAUAGAAUAUCUCUGCGUUCGUGCUUUAACGCGUCUCGAUGGACCACAGUUUAUGGAUCAGACAUAUUGCCGUCAUUGGAAGAAAAGAAAUGCCCUAGAAGUUGGGCACAGAGGCGCUGGAAAUUCCUACACAAAAUUUGCAAUGGCCAGAGAAAAUACGAUUCAUUCCUUGAAUACUGCUGCCAAAAACGGUGCUGACUAUGUAGAGUUUGAUGUUCAAUUGACAAAGGACAGAAUCGCUGUAAUCUAUCAUGACUUCCAUGUGCUCGUUUCGGUAGCAAGAAGAGAUGGACUUGCUAUGCCACCACCAAUGACUCGUGAACAAUUGGACUCUUCCAACCUUGAUUAUCAUGAACUACCAGUUAAAGAUCUGAAACUUUCACAGUUGAAGCUUUUAAUGCUUGAUCACUUAAGCUUCCCACAGAAGAAAGAAAAUGUAAAGAAGCUGGUCGAGGCUGGAGAAGAAGAAGAAGACUUCAAACCAUUCCCAACUCUUCUAGAAGCUCUUACAAAAGUGGAUCCUGAUGUCGGAUUUAAUGUUGAAGUUAAAUAUCCAAUGAUGCAGAAUAACGGCGAACAUGAGUGCGAUCACUAUUUCGAGCGGAAUCUUUUCGUCGACGUUAUCCUCGCAGAUGUUAUGAAACAUGCUGGAAAUCGAAGAAUCAUGUUCAGCAGCUUCGAUCCAGAUAUUUGCUCCAUGGUUGCCACGAAACAAAAUAAAUAUCCAGUGCUGUUCCUCUGUGUUGGUGAAACUCAACGAUAUACUCCUUUCCAAGAUCAAAGAACUAGUACUUCAAUGACUGCUGUUAAUUUUGCAGCUGGAGCUGAUCUUCUGGGAGUUAAUUUCAAUUCCGAAGAUUUGCUGAAAGAUCCAAUGCCUGUGAAGAAGGCAAACGAGUUUGGCAUGGUCACAUUUGUCUGGGGAGAAGAUCUCGACAAGAAAGAAAAUAUCAACUAUUUCAAAAAGGAGCUUGGUGUCGAUGGAGUUAUUUAUGAUAGAAUCGGAGAAGAGGAACGUCGUCGUAAUGUAUUCAUCGUCGAAAGAGAACAAAAACGUGCUCUUCUCAGCUGCUCUGGUGCCAGCACUCCGCAACGAGCUGCAUCACCAUCUCCAGUUUCUUCUGAAAACAAUAAUACAUCUCCUCCACACAGCGCCAAAUUAACACGUAACGCACAAUCUGAUUCGGCUCUUUUGGAAGAAAAUGAAGAUGAUGUAGAGCACUUAUCUGACAAAUUGAACAUUACUGGUUUCCAAUCGGCUCCCAUGGUCUCUACUAAGUAGCCAUGUCAUACAAAUUUUCCUUUUCGUGAUAUUAUUAAUUUUAUUUGCAUCUCUUAAAAUAUCAUCCUAAGUUUAGUGUGCAUUUUCAUUCAUUUCAUUUUUCUAUUAUGAACGUAAUUUUAUUGCUUUUCUUGGACCUUUUUUAUACCUGAAGUAACAUUGAAAUAAGUGGACGGAAAAUUUAAAGGGGUUUUUUAAAAACUUCUCAAUUUCCACUAGUUUUAAAGUUUGACCAUGAAUGAUUAACGGUGAGAAAA
This is a messenger RNA of Caenorhabditis elegans, 2650 nucleotides long. RefSeq names its product Putative glycerophosphocholine phosphodiesterase GPCPD1 homolog 2 (gene gpcp-2). The record is from RefSeq and is marked reviewed. Gene Ontology annotation, biological process: lipid metabolic process. Bases 3 to 2393 code for a protein of 796 amino acids. The transcript is spliced from 8 exons. Gene Ontology annotation, molecular function: phosphoric diester hydrolase activity; starch binding; carbohydrate binding. Lineage: Eukaryota; Metazoa; Nematoda; Chromadorea; Rhabditida; Rhabditidae.